CCAACAUAACAUGCGCCGCCUUCAAAGUGAACCCUGCCACUGUCUAUUUUUCUACGUAUUCGCCCCACUUGAGCCUUCAUCAUUGAUACACGUACAAAGCCAAACUACAUAUGCGCCGCCCACAACGUCUAGCUUAUGGCUGCCUCUGGCCCUCCUCCCGCAUACGGGUACCUCUAUAUCAGGCUUUAGAGAAUGCGAGCCAAAG
Messenger RNA from Dicrocoelium dendriticum, 205 nucleotides. The record is from the annotation of a GenBank genome assembly. NCBI's taxonomy places the organism in Eukaryota, Metazoa, Platyhelminthes, Trematoda, Plagiorchiida, Dicrocoeliidae.